AUGUUCACAGGUUUAGUGGAAACGAUCGGGACAGUACUUCUGUACACAGAAUUGGACACCUCUUCUUCGGGAGGAAAUGGGGUUUCCAUUGUCAUUGGAGACUGUUCCAGCAUCUUGGAGGAUGUUCAUUUGGGUGAUUCCAUUUCUACAAACGGAGUUUGCUUGACAGUGACAGAAUUUGAUGAGGCCAAAACUCAAUUCAAGGUCGGUGUCGCUCCCGAAACAUUGCGCCGUACGAAUUUAGGAGAUCUUACAAAGGGAUCCAAGGUCAAUUUAGAAAGAGCUGUUACUAGUGAAGUCAGAUUGGGGGGUCAUGUAGUCCAGGGCCAUGUCGAUACUAUUGCUGCUAUCAAGAGCCGAAUUCCCGACGGAAAUGCCAUUACUUUCACCUUCCAGUUGAGAGAUAAGGAAUAUAUGAGCUACAUCGUAGAAAAAGGCUUUAUUGCUGUCGACGGAACCUCGUUGACUAUUACGCAUGUGGACUACGACAAAGCUGAAUUCUCGAUCAUGAUGGUUAGUUAUACACAGAGCAAGGUUGUGAUGCCUUUGAAACAGAUCGAUGAGUCUGUCAACAUCGAAGUCGAUUUGACAGGCAAGUUGAUAGAGAAACAGAUCGAGAUUAACUUGGCCAAUCAGAUCAGCAACGAUGAUAGUGCCUUAAGUAAGCUUAUAACUAAAAUCGUAGAAAAGAAGAUAAAGGAAUUGGUUAAGUAG
This is a messenger RNA of Scheffersomyces stipitis CBS 6054, 714 nucleotides long. RefSeq names its product riboflavin synthase (gene RIB5). Gene Ontology annotation, biological process: riboflavin biosynthetic process. Gene Ontology annotation, molecular function: riboflavin synthase activity. Lineage: Eukaryota; Fungi; Ascomycota; Pichiomycetes; Serinales; Debaryomycetaceae. Bases 1 to 714 code for a protein of 237 amino acids. The record is from RefSeq and is a predicted model, not a curated record. The transcript has a single exon.